This is a messenger RNA of Trematosphaeria pertusa, 4017 nucleotides long. RefSeq names its product glycoside hydrolase family 1 protein. Lineage: Eukaryota; Fungi; Ascomycota; Dothideomycetes; Pleosporales; Trematosphaeriaceae. The record is from RefSeq and is a predicted model, not a curated record. Gene Ontology annotation, molecular function: hydrolase activity, hydrolyzing O-glycosyl compounds; protein binding. Gene Ontology annotation, biological process: carbohydrate metabolic process; proteasome-mediated ubiquitin-dependent protein catabolic process. Gene Ontology annotation, cellular component: GID complex. The coding region runs from base 1 to 4017 and encodes 1338 amino acids. The transcript has 8 exons.
AUGGCUCAGUUGCUUCCUCUCCUUCCUCUUCUCCUUUCUUUCGCCUGGUCCGCCUCUGCGCAAUUCAGCAAUGGCACAACUCUCUCGUUCACUCUGCCGUCCGGAUACAGCACCGCGAGCUUCAACGCCUCCGCCCAGCCCACAGCCUUUACGCGCACCGAUUUCUCCGAAAAUGCGCUCAAUGAGCUUUGGAACAUGGUAGGGCCCGUGGCUACAGGCCCUGUCACUACAACCGUGUCGCCCACUCCCGAGCCCACGGCAUACGCGCAACCAGACAAAAAUCGCUUCCAUGCCCUCGUCGCCUCCACAAAUCCUGAAGUCCGCGACUUGAAGCUUCCCAAGGGAUUCAAGUGGGGAGUGAGCAGUAGUUCCUAUCAGAUUGAGGGCGCUGCCAAAGAUGAGGGCAAGGGCCCUAGCAUCUGGGACUUACUCGCGCAUAGGGUGCCAAAUCAGAUCAUGGAUAAUUCGACGGGAGAUGUGGUUGCUAGCCAUUACUAUUUGUAUAAGCAGGAUUUCGCGAGGUUGAAGAAUUUGGGCAUGCCGGCAUUCAGCCCCAGCUUCUCAUGGCCACGCUUCUUUCCAUUCGGCCACGGUCCAGUCAACGAAGCCGCAGUGAAGCACUAUGACGACGUCAUCUCUGAGCUGCAUGCGAACGGAAUCCGUCCGGAGGUGACACUCUUCCAUUGUGCCACGCCGCUAGCAUUGUUCGCCGAAUACGGAGGCUGGACGGACCGCCGCAUCGUGGAUGACUACUUCGACUAUGCCAAAUUUGUCAUCUCCAGAUAUGAUGAGUACGUGGACGGAUGGUUCACGAUCAACGAACCCCAGUACUGCAACUGGCAGUACUCGUACUAUCCCGCUGGCAAGUACUAUCCAGCACCAAACGGCGUUACUGGAGGCGUCGAGGCGAGGUUCUUGUGCGGUCAUUAUACGCUUCUUGCACACGCGAAGGUUGCCAAAUGGUACCAUGAGGAGUUCAAUGGGCGCCACCGCAUCACGUUCAAGAACUCCGGUAACUACUACGAGGCCAAUAGCACGAAGGCUGAGGACGAAGUGGCUGCCCAGCGAAACUUCGACUUCUCCAUAGGAUGGUUUGGCGGCCCUUGGACGGACGGCGACUACCCGCAGAGCUUGAAGGAUACGCUAGGAGACAUGCUUCCGGAGUUCACGCAAGAUGAGAAGGACAUGAUCAAAGGGUCGUGCGACUUCUACGCUAUUGAUGCAUACUCUUCCUUCAUGGCCUUCGAAGUCGAUGGCGGUCUUGAGGCCUGCGUCUCCAACCGCUCUGCGCCUGGAUACCCGGAUUGCGCGGGCUCCAGCUCUGUUUCUCCUAUUGGCUUCCCACUCGGGCCAGCGGCAGAUCCAACCAUGAGCUGGCUGUACAGCGCGCCAUCUGGCAUCCGCAAAUACCUCAAGAAGAUCACAACUGAGCUCUUCCCCUCGAUUCCGGACAUCAUCGUGAGCGAAUUCGGCUUCUCCGAGCCGUUCGAGGGCCAGUGGACGUCGCUGGCUCCCGCUCUCUGGGAUCUGCGCCGCUCCGAUUACUUCCAGAACUACCUGGAUCAGAUUCUGCUGAGUAUCCAUGAGGACAAGGUGAACGUGACGGGUGCUUGGGGAUGGGCGAUCUUCGACAACUUUGAGUGGGCCCAGGGCAGCCAGGUCAGGUUUGGUCUGCAGUAUUACACGCGCGCCUUGUUUGAGUUAAUUCAUCGCUGGAGCCUUGCUGUUCGUCGUGUCUUUUGCCGCGUCGUUCGUGCCGCGCGAUCGCCCAGAAUCCGCGGCCAUCUGUCAGCCAGGACUGCUAGGCACGGUCCGCGAGCUGUCUGUCCAGCGACGACACCACCACGCAUCUCUCCCUCCCCAUCCACCGCCGCCCACCCAGCCAUUCCGCACAAUCCUCCAGCUUCUCUUGCCCCAGUUUCCUCUGCCCCAGCCCCAACCCCCGUCUCCGAGCCCGCAGCUGCCUCUCUCCUCCAGCCAGCCGCCGCCGCCGCCACCACCACCACCACCACCACCACCGCGCCCUUCGCAGCCUCAGCGACCACAGGAAAGCGCAGGCACAGCGUCUCUGAAAGCGAAUCCCUUUCAGAGAGCCCCCCAGCACACCUCAACCGAGGCCGGUCCUCCCGCCACAUCUCAAAGCGAAGGCGCAGACACGACGGGACGAUGCGCCUUGACAGCGAUGCUUCAAAACGGUCCCAGUCGCCUACGCAGAGCUUCACGAAUGGCUCAUCACGAUCGCCGGGUCCCCGCGCGUCCCUGGCCAAGAUCGCGAACGGAGAUUCGCGCAAGGCCGAGAGCAACGGCUCGUAUGCGAACGGAGGCUCGAUAGCCAACGGGACGCCCGUGCCGUCGGCCUUCUUCGGCCACGACAGGGAAGAGGUCACUCGCAUCCUCAUACAGAGCUUGACGGACCUGGGAUACACCGACGCUGCUGGAGCGUUGGUUAGGGAAAGCGGCUAUACAUUGGAAGGCCCGACUGUGGCGGCGUUCCGCAGCGCUGUGCUCAACGGCGACUGGGCCGAGGCCGAAGAGCUAUUAUUUGGCACAAAUUCUUAUGACAGCGGCGGGGGCAUUGAUCUGGGGGGAGCAGGAAGCUAUGGAAAGAGCUGGCCCAAGCCAAGAUCAGCCCCAGCUCCACAGCAUUCUGGGGGCCUGCCGCUUGCCGAGGGCGCGAAUCGGGACGAAAUGCUCUUUUGGCUGAAGCAGCAGAAAUAUCUCGAGCUACUUGAGAGGAGAGAUCUCGGCAAAGCUCUGAUGGUGCUGCGGCAAGAGCUGACGCCCCUCCACCAGGACACGGGCAGACUGCACGCUCUGUCAAGUCUUAUCAUGUGCCAGUCCGCUGAAGACCUGAAGUUCCAAGCACAAUGGGACGGCGCUGAGGGCGAAUCACGGACGCUUUUGCUCUCGGAACUUUCCAAAUCCAUUUCACCUAGCGUUAUGAUCCCGGAACACCGAUUAGCCGCCCUCUUAGAUGAGGUCAAGGACAGCUGGAUCGCGAACUGCCUUUACCACAAUACUGCCGCUUCUCCUUCGCUCUACGUCGACCAUAAUUGCGACCGAGACGAAUUCCCCAUGAAGCCUGUUCUGGAACUCCGAGAGCACAAGGACGAGGUGUGGUACCUGAAGUACUCAAAUGAUGGCACCAUGCUAGCAUCGACAAGCAAGGACAAGACGGUCGUCAUCUACGAGACGACGACGUACAAACCCCUCCAUCAUCUCGAUGACCACGACUCUGGUGUGACGCAUCUCGCUUGGAGCCCCGACGACACCAAGAUUAUCACAUGCUGUGCGCAACAGGAAAAUUCCGCCCGGAUAUGGGAUGUCAAGACUGGUGUAUGCAUCAGGUGUAUUAGUGAUUUCACCUAUCCAUGCACGACAGCCGCUUGGGCACCGUCCGGCAAGCACGUCAUCAUCGGCUCGCAAGACACAAGAUUUGGCUGCUGUGUAUGGGACCUUGACGGCCGAGAGGUGCACACCUUCCGAGAGGAAAAUCUUCGGGUUAACGACCUCGCGGUAUCCCCAGACGGCCAGCGCCUCGUCGUACUUCUAGAAAGCCGUAUCCUUGUGUACGACUUCACCUCGUAUGAGAAGCUUUGCGAAUGGCAGCUCGACGAUGUCAAGCUCACGAGCGUGACCAUCAGCCAAGAUUCGCGGCAUAUGCUCAUCAGCAUGAACAAGGACAAGAUCAAGCUUAUGGAGAUCGAUACUGGAGAGAUUAUUCAGAGGUUCGAGGGGCAGGUCCAGAAGCAGUACAUCAUCCGCUCGUCGUUUGGUGGAGCCGAUGAGAAUUUCGUUGUUAGCGGCAGUGAAGAUUCCCGGAUAUAUAUCUGGAGGAGUAACGGUCUCCUGGUCGAAGCCCUGGAUGCUCACCCCGGCUGCGUCAACUCCGUUUCAUGGCAUCCGAAGGACCCGCGUGUCUUCGCGUCCGCAGGCGACGACGCCAAAGUCAGGAUCUGGAAGCCGGCGUGUGCUGCCCCGAUGAUAGCAGGCAGCUCGAAUGGGUACUCACGGUAA